AACGCUUUACUGCUGUAGCUACGGAAGAUGCUUCUGUUUACAUACCUGCAUUAGGACUCGUUAGCUUAGCAUAGAAUGCACACUUUGUGUUUAUCGAAUAAACAGUGCAUGUUUUUAAAUCGUAAACCGAUUUUCUGUGAUAGGAAUAUUAACUUUUACCUCAGGUUUAGGUUUAAAUUGGCAUGUUCUGUCAGUAUUAUCUGAAUAAGCGGAACUUUUGCUGUGAAUUCCGUUUGUUGUGGAUUAGAGGUGCUAUGCUAAGAUAACCGGCUAAUCUCACCUGCGCUUCCUGUCAACGCACUACUGAAAACCACUGUGAAACAAGCAUGGGGGCGGUGUCCGUCCCAGGCGUAUAUUUCAUUCUCACGCUGUUCCUGAGCAGUUUUUUUGGCAGCGUGUUUAUGUUGAGUCCCGUGCUGCCCAUCAUGCUGCUGUCUCCUGCCUGGUAUCGCUGGCUCACAGACCGCAUUGUAGCCACCUGGUUCACUCUGCCCGUGGCUCUUUUGGAGCUGGUUUUCGGGGUGAAGGUGAUCAUCACAGGUGAUGGGUUCAUACCCGGUGAGCGCAGCGUGAUCAUCAUGAACCAUCGCACACGUUUGGACUGGAUGUUCCUUUGGUGCUGCCUGCUGAGACACAGCUACCUUCGGCUGGAGAAGGUCUGCCUCAAAGCCGCUCUCAAAGCCGUGCCUGGUUUUGGCUGGGCGAUGCAGGUGGCCUCGUUCAUCUUCAUCCAGAGGAAGUGGGCGGAAGAUCAGACUCACAUGGCUAACAUGUUAGAGUAUUUCUGCGAGAUCAGGCAACCACUACAACUGCUGCUUUUUCCUGAGGGCACUGACCUUACUGAUAAUACUCGUGCCAGGAGCGAUGAGUUUGCAGAGAAGAAUGGCCUCCAGAAGUUUGAAUAUGUCCUCCAUCCACGCACCACUGGCUUCACUUUCAUCGUGGAAACACUUCUUAAAGGUGACAAUCUAGAUGCUCUGCACGACAUCACCGUGGCCUACCUGUACACCGUCCCUCAGACGGAGCGCCACCUACUGGCGGGCACCUUCCCACAACAGAUCCACUUCCACGUCCGCCGCUACCCAGUUUCCUCACUACCUCAAGACAGCGCUGCUCUCCAGGCCUGGUGCCAGGAGCGCUGGGUGGAGAAAGAGCGACGACUGCGCUCUUUUCACACCUCUCAACGCUUCGACAAGGAGGAAGCCCGAGUGCCACCCUGCAAGAGCGAGCUGAGGGUGACGCUCAUCAAAGCCAUAUCGCUGUGCUACUGGAACGCCUUUAUCGUUCUGUCCUUUCUGGCCAUCUGGCUCUACACGCCGGUGCUGGUUUACUUUUUGUUGGCGGUGGUUUUCUUCGUGGCGCAGCAGAAGCUCACCGGUGGGGUCGAGUUGAUGGAGAUGGCGUGUCAUCGGCGCCAGAAGAGUGAGAAGAAAGAAUGAAUGCUUGGCGGACCCUGUCGGAGCAGGUAGUAGCACCCCGUGAUUGGUGGACCUGAUAUGUUGUGUGGGAUGAAUGCACAGCCCUGCUUACUGUUGCAUUCUGGGAGAGAAGCUGCCUGACGGACAUACUGAGUUUACCAAUUGAAUUUAGCGUUUUAUAAUUGAAGGAGUGUGUGCUGCUUUACCUGUGGAAACAAUCUUCCUCCAUCGUUCCUCAUCUUUCCUGCUGCUGUGUUGCUUUCAUUUUUUCAUUUUAUCUGUAUGUUUUCUCUAUAUGUUUUACAGUGCUUGUAAGGAACUCUGGUGGCACUAAGGACAUGGGUUCGAUUUCUGGGUUUUUAUUCUUUCUCCUCAUUUUCUUUCAGUUUCUACAUUUCCAUGUAAAGGUGGGUUAUGUAGGCUAUUCAAAAUUCUCACUAUCACUAGGCGUAAUUAAUAUCGUGACGAUAUAAACCAUGACUACGAAUUUUGCAGUACACUGGGAUCCUGUAUGUAUGAAAUUUUUAUUUUAUAAUUUUAUUAUUUUAUUUUAGAAAUGGAAAACAUGCAGUCUCAGUACUAUAUACUAUAUAUAUACUGAUCAUCCAUAACAUUAAA
Molecule: messenger RNA, 2036 nt
Organism: Trichomycterus rosablanca
Lineage: Eukaryota; Metazoa; Chordata; Actinopteri; Siluriformes; Trichomycteridae
Gene: lclat1
Product: lysocardiolipin acyltransferase 1
Exons: 6
Coding region: 327-1439 (370 amino acids)
Biological process (GO): phosphatidylinositol acyl-chain remodeling
Cellular component (GO): endoplasmic reticulum; endomembrane system
Molecular function (GO): acyltransferase activity
Source: RefSeq, a predicted model, not a curated record